Magnusiomyces paraingens is the source of this 1707-nucleotide messenger RNA. RefSeq lists its product as uncharacterized. Gene Ontology annotation, biological process: protein folding. Bases 1 to 1707 code for a protein of 568 amino acids. Gene Ontology annotation, molecular function: ATP-dependent protein folding chaperone; ATP binding. NCBI's taxonomy places the organism in Eukaryota, Fungi, Ascomycota, Dipodascomycetes, Dipodascales, Dipodascaceae. Gene Ontology annotation, cellular component: nucleus; cytosol. The record is from RefSeq and is a predicted model, not a curated record. The transcript has a single exon.
AUGUCCGAGGGUUACGAAACAGUCAUUGGCCUCACAUUUGGCAACACCACCUCUUCUAUUGCCUACGAGAAGGAAGGCAAGGUCGAGGUUAUUGCUAACCAAGACGGCGACAGAGCCAUUCCUUCUAUAAUAUCCUACACUGGGUCCGAUGAAUGGCACGGCAACCAGGCUAAGGCUCAGCUCAUUCGCAAUGCCCAAAACACCGUCACCAACUUCCGCGACUUCAUUGGUAUUCCUUACGAGAAGAUUGACCCUACUUUCAACCAUGCUUCCGCCCACCCCGUCGACAAGGAUGGCGUUGUGGCUUUCAAGCUUCAGACCAAGGACGACGCUGAGCCUGAGCUUCUUACCGUUAACGAAGUCGCUGUCAGACACCUUGACCGUCUGAGAGAUUCUGCUGCCGAUUACAUUGGCAAGAAGAUUGAUGGUGUCGUUGUUACUGUUCCUACAGACUUUACUGAAGAGCAAAAGAAGACCUUUGUUGAGAUUGCUGCUAAGGCCGACCUCAAGGUUAUGCAAAUCAUCAACGAGCCCACUGCUGCUCUUCUCGGCCAUGUUGCCGCUAGAUCUUCCAACAAGACUGGCUCUCUGGAGAGCAAGGUUAUUCUUAUUGUUGAUGUCGGUGGAACCAGAACCGAUGGUGCCAUCAUCACCAACCGUGGUGGCAUGUUCAACGUCAUUGCUACACACCACGACACCGAGCUUGGUGGUUACUACCUCGAUGAGGCUCUGGCUAAGUACUUUGCCAAGGAAUUUGAGAAGAAGCACAAGAUUGAUCCUUUCAAGGAGCCCCGUGCCGUCGCCAAGCUCUUUGCUGAGAGUGAAAAUGUCAAGAAGACUCUGAGCAACACCUCUUCGGCCACCUUUGCUGUUGAGUCUCUUUCCGGUGGUUUCGACUUCCACGCUUCUAUCAACAGAUUCAGAUUUGAGACCACUGCCAGACCUGUCUUCUCCCGCAUCUCUUCUUUUGUUGAGCAUCUCGUCAAGAGCGCCAACCUCGAUGUUUUGGACAUUGAUGAAGUUCUUAUUGCCGGUGGUUCUGGUUUCGUCCCCAAGGUUGCCAGUACCAUUGCUGCUGUUUUUGAUGAAUCUGUCACCAAUGUCGUUGCUCCUUCUCUCGAUGUUAAGGCUGUUAACCCCAAUGAGCUCGCCGUCCGUGGUGCUGCUCUCCAGGCUUCUCUGAUUGCCAUCUACGACCAGAAGGAGAUUGAUGAGUCGCUGCAGUCUGUUGUCACUGUUGCUCCUCACACUGUCAAGCCCAUUGGCGUUUUGACUCAGGAUCCUGAGAAUGCUUCUAAGCACAUUUUCGUUUCUAUUGUUGACUCCAAUACCCCCAUCCCAUACCGAACAUCCCGCAUUUUCAACUCUCCUGCCGAUGCUGAGUCUGUUCUUAUUGGUGUUUACGAGGGUGAACCCGAAAUUAAGGUCACCCUUCUUGAGAAGCCUGCCAAGACUGAGUCUGCUGAGGCUGACGAAGAAGACAGCUGGGAUGAGGAUGAAGACGAUGAGCCUGAGGAGGUUCGCUCUAAGCUGAUCAACCAUACUACCAAGCUGGCUGAGGCUGGUCUUAAGGGCAUUACCAAGGGCUCUCAGAUUGAGGUUCUCAUUAACAUCACCAGAGACCUUAAGCUCCAGGUUGCUGCUCGUGAAGUUAAGCAGGGUGGUGUUGCUAUCCGUGGUGAGCUCGCUGCUCCUACUCUUGCUUAA